This is a messenger RNA of Xenopus laevis (African clawed frog), 2282 nucleotides long. RefSeq lists its product as uncharacterized. Gene Ontology annotation, cellular component: cytoplasm. The coding region runs from base 152 to 1825 and encodes 557 amino acids. The record is from RefSeq and is a predicted model, not a curated record. Lineage: Eukaryota; Metazoa; Chordata; Amphibia; Anura; Pipidae. Gene Ontology annotation, biological process: negative regulation of autophagy; phosphatidylinositol dephosphorylation. Gene Ontology annotation, molecular function: protein phosphatase binding. The transcript is spliced from 11 exons.
UGUCAAGCAAACCACAGCUUCCUCCCUGCGUCAGUAAGCGCAAUAUGUCUCCUCCUCACCCACCAUGAUACUCCGUCCCCUUUACUCUGCUGGGUGUCAGGACUGUGCUCUCUGUGAUCCAUUCACACACCCUUUUUAAUGCUGCAUUAUUAUGGAGCUGUCUGAUCUCAUCCAGACCGCCCAAGUGGAGAAUGUCCGUGUUUGGUGUCCUUUAAAGCCCCCCAUGAUGGGUACGCUGUGUGUAAGUAGCCACCACCUACUUCUCUGUGACGCUUCUGUAAGUGAAGGAAGUAGAGGAAAGGAUAUUGCUGAGUUGUGGCUUCUGCACUGUGCAGUGGAUAAAGUGGAAAAAAGUGUUCAGAAUAUAGGCCAAUUACAAAACACACAGACUGGGCAAGAGAUGGAGGGAAAAUCUGGUUCGGGAACAGUCACUCUGCGAUGCAAAGACUUGCGGGUAAUCCACAUGGAGAUCCCAGGGAUGGAGGAAACAUUGAACAUAGCCCGCUCUGUGCAGGCCCUUUCUUCGCUGGAUUCAGUUACCCUGAGUUACCCAUUUUUCUUCAGGCCAUCUGGGUACAGCUUGGGGCAUGGAUGGCCACGAGAUACAGUGGAGAACUUCUACGACAAAAUAAAAGCUGAGACAGAUGACUGGAGGCUGAGUGAAGUGAAUAUGAAUUUUAAGCUUUGUCCCAGUUAUCCAGCAAAGGUCAUUGUGCCCAGAUGCUGUUCGGAUGAGACCCUGUUAAAGGCAGCAGCUUUCAGACAAGUUGGCCGAUUUCCUGUCUUGAGUUACUACCACAGCACCAACCAAGCGGCCUUGCUGCGCUCUGCCCAGCCUCUAGUUGGCACAGCCCCACAUCAUUGUGAGCAAGAUGAAGUUUUGCUUAAUGCAGCACUAAUGGAGCAAUCUUCUGGUUUUAUUAUUGACACCCGCUCUGCCCAGGAAACAAAACAAGCCCGGAAUGCAGGUGGUGGAACAGAAAGUAAAUCCAGGUAUCCCAACUGGAGAGUUCUCUGUCGCUCCCUAGAGAGAGGCCGUGCUCUGCAGGAAAGCCUGGUCCGGCUUGUUGGUGCAUGUUAUGAGCCCUCAAUGGGAAUGACUCGUUGGUUGAGCAAGUUGCAGGCUGCACGUUGGCUUUCACAUGUUAAGGAAGCUUUGAGCACUGCAGGAUUAAUUGCUGAAUGUAUAGAGAGGGAAUGUGCUACUGUGCUUGUUCAUGGAGAAGACGGUUCAGGUAAUACCUUACUUUUAACAUCCCUUGCUCAGCUCAUCCUUUCACCAGAGAGUCGAACAAUGGAUGGAUUUCAGGACGUUAUUGAGCGGGAGUGGCUACAGGCUGGGCACCCAUUCCAACUGCGUUGCGCCCAAUCCGGAUGGUCACAGAGCCGAGCUCAGCAAGAGUCACCUUAUUUUUUGCUUUUUCUAGACUGCUGCUGGCAGCUUGGGCGGCAGUUUCCUAGAGCACUAGAGUUUAAUGAGAGAUUUCUAUAUACCCUGGCAACUCAUGCAUACAGCUCAGAGUAUGGGUCAUUCCUGUGCAAUAAUGAGAAAGAAAGAUGUCAGUAUGAGGUGCAAGAUCGGACACACUCACUGUGGGGUUACCUAAACCAACCCAAAGAGCGACAGCAUUUUCUGAAUCCAAUGUAUGAAGAAAAUCCAUUAGUUAUCUGGCCGUCUGUUGCACCGCAAAGCUUACAGCUAUGGGCAGGUUUUUUUCUGCGAUACCUGCUACCCCUGGAACACACAGAGAUGGCAUGGAUGAAGAUGGUGGAACUCACAGGGGCAUAUAAAAUGGAUCUGACAGACAAUAACUUUAUAGGUUAAAAUUCAGCCUGAGGGCCCAUGCAUACAUCGUGUUCAGUAUAUCUAAAGAUCAGGGGGGAAAAAAAACUAAAAAAAAAAACACAGCUGUCUAAACAAAUGUAGCACACAAAGAGAAAUUGAAGGCGGUUUUAUUUAUCAUACGAUCAUGUUGUUUCAGAGGUAAUAUAGAAUUACCCCUGAAAUUCAUCAUCAAAGCAUAAAUCCCUAAAAUACAAAUCCAUGCCUGUUGCUUUGUCCUGCAUUAAGGCUCAAUGCAAUAUGUUCCCAAUCUAAGAAGCUGCAUGUGAAUUGAUGGAGACGUCCUUGUAUAACACACCCAGUGCGAUGGUCUUCAACAUUAAUGGAUAGUGUUAGUUUCCUUUCCAUCCAGAAAUGUAUGUGAAACAUUUUGGUGGGGAAAGAAUAUUGGCAGUUUGCUCAUUUUGCUUCAAUAAAUAUGGAUACAUUUAUUGUAAAA